Molecule: messenger RNA, 1364 nt
Organism: Xenopus laevis (African clawed frog)
Lineage: Eukaryota; Metazoa; Chordata; Amphibia; Anura; Pipidae
Gene: ttpa.L
Product: tocopherol (alpha) transfer protein L homeolog
Exons: 5
Coding region: 159-1016 (285 amino acids)
Biological process (GO): vitamin E metabolic process; vitamin transport; intermembrane lipid transfer
Cellular component (GO): late endosome; membrane; cytoplasm
Molecular function (GO): lipid transfer activity; phosphatidylinositol bisphosphate binding; vitamin E binding
Source: RefSeq, a predicted model, not a curated record
CUGAUUUGUGAGGGUUGCAUUUAGAGCAGGAGGAGCUGCCUCUCUCCCUCUGCAUUCUGUUCAGAAACACGUGUGCAAGCAGCAGCGACUGGGACAACCCUUUUCAUGGGAAGGGAGGUGUAGCAUUUCACUGAAAGUUAGCCUGUUGCUGCAGGAACAUGACUGAAGUGGCAGCUGACUUUCUGAGAGGAAACCCCAAGCUGAAUGAAUUACCCGACCAAGCUUUGUUGGUGAGAGAAGCCAUCGGUAUCAUAAGGAAGAGAGCUGAAGCAGAAAGUGCCGUCUGGCCCCUGGGCUUGUCCGAUGACUUCUUGCUAAGGUUUUUGCGAGCCAGGGAUUUCUGCAUAGACCUAUCAUUUAAGCUACUUAAAAACUAUCACAAAUGGAGAGCAGAAUGUCCUGAAAUCACUGCAGACCUGCGGCCUUCUCCGAUUCUUAAUCUUUUCCAUGCUGGCUAUCAUGCAGUCCUGCGGUCGAGGGAUGAUUCUGGAAGCAAAGUUCUGAUUUACAGGAUUGAACACUGGGACCCAAAGCAGUUUACAGCAUAUGAAGUUUUUCGUGUGAGCCUCAUAACCUCAGAGCUGAUAGUGAAGGAAGAAGAGACACAAAGGAACGGAGUGAAGGCCAUAUUUGAUCUCCAGGGAUGGAGGCUUGUGCAUGCAUUUCAGAUCACACCAACAAUGGCCAAAAGGAUCGCUGCAGUAAUGGCAGAUUCUUUUCCACUAAAGGUCCGUGGAAUACAUCUUAUAAAUGAGCCUUUAUUCUUCCAUCCUGUUUUUGCUAUAAUUAAGCCUUUUUUGCCUGACAAAAUAAAGCAGCGGGUUCAUUUGCAUGGAAGCAAUUAUAUACCUACUCUACACCAGCACUUUUCUGCAAGUAUUCUUCCUCCAGAAUAUGGGGGGACAGGACCAGCAAUGAGUGAACUCUGUGAGGAAUGGACAGAUCAUAUCAUGAGUUCCGAAGAUUACCUGCUCAGUAUAUCUCAGAACACGCAGCCAACAGAAGGGCCUGGAUAAUAAGCAAAGAGAAUGUAAAAUUAAAAUGUCACAUGUUGCUAUAUGAGAGAAUUACAGGGAACAUCUAGAAAUAUAUCUGUAACACAUAAUAUUAAAUAGGAAAAGUUGUAUUUGUUAUAAUAAUACGGUAAUUUGUUAUAAUAAGCAGAAACUGGUAUAGGUGUAAAGAAGUUGAUAUUCAAAUGACGUUUUAUUGUAAAGCAAUUUUCUUUGUGUCUUUUGUGUAGUUUUUCUCUCCAUCUCUAAAAUGUACUAGUUUAUGACAGAUACAGUAGACAAAUACAAAAGUUCUUCUGCACUCAACACAUUACCAAUAUAUUUAGGACACUGAGACAUUUUGUGCCUUGA